Phoenix dactylifera (date palm) is the source of this 949-nucleotide messenger RNA. Its product is annotated as eukaryotic translation initiation factor 1A. Lineage: Eukaryota; Viridiplantae; Streptophyta; Magnoliopsida; Arecales; Arecaceae. Gene Ontology annotation, biological process: translational initiation. The record is from RefSeq and is a predicted model, not a curated record. Gene Ontology annotation, molecular function: RNA binding; translation initiation factor activity.
CCAUUGUCUCGUUCCAGUCCCCGGUACAAAGCCGGUCGCCUACGCCAUCCUUAUCUCUUACCCUUCACGCGACCCAAACCCAGAAUAAAUCCCUCUCAGAGUGCGGACAGGGCAGAAGAAGAGAAACCGAUCUAGGGUUAGGGUUCAGAGCGAGCUAGAGGGGGAGAGAGAUGCCGAAGAACAAGGGGAAGGGAGGGAAGAACCGGAAGAGGGGAAAGAACGAGGCGGACGACGAGAAGCGGGAGCUCGUAUUCAAGGAGGACGGCCAGGAGUACGCCCAGGUGCUCCGGAUGCUCGGCAACGGGCGUUGCGAGGCCAUGUGCAUCGACGGCACCAAGCGCCUCUGCCACAUCCGCGGCAAGAUGCACAAGAAGGUGUGGAUCGCCGCCGGCGACAUCGUCCUCGUCGGCCUCCGCGACUACCAGGACGACAAGGCCGACGUCAUCCUCAAGUACAUGCCCGACGAGGCCAGGCUGUUGAAGGCCUAUGGCGAGCUCCCCGAUAGCACUCGCCUCAACGAGGGCAUCGGCGGAGGCCUCGACGAGGAGGAUGAGGGCGCUGGCGACGACUACAUCGAGUUCGAGGAUGAGGACAUCGACAAGAUCUAAGAUGGUGGUGUCGGAUCGAUCGAUCAGGGUUUGGAACAAUACGAUCAGCUUUGUCCAUCAUUAUGAUGAAUUUCUUGUUUGAAGUCUACUUCUUUGUUAUUUUUUUUCUUUCUUUAUUACCAAUUGAGCACAAGCUGAAAUCAUCUCAUAACAUAAUGGAUUUCUAGCUUUAUUAGUAUGGAUGAUGAUGGGCUUCUGAAUUUGCAUGGUUUAAAUGUUCGGAUUUUAUUGUUAUGAUGAUGUUGAUCUGUGACAUUUGAGAUUGUGGGAUUAUUCCUCAUAUUGGCAAUCCGACUUUAGUGUAUUGAAUAAUAGUUAUCAAAUAAAGUUUCCUUUUCUCA